Molecule: messenger RNA, 1156 nt
Organism: Xenia sp. Carnegie-2017
Lineage: Eukaryota; Metazoa; Cnidaria; Anthozoa; Malacalcyonacea; Xeniidae
Molecular function (GO): oligosaccharide binding
Source: RefSeq, a predicted model, not a curated record
CACACAUACUGAACCUUUCUUCCAGGGUGGACUCAAGUAAGAAAAAGAAAUACUGAAAGUAUUAAUAGCAAAGACAAAAAUGGUUUCAACGGUGAUUCUGGUAACAACAAUAGUGAUGAUGAUAAAUAACAUUGUUAACGUAAACGCAAAAUCAAGUCUGUACACGGCAGCCGACAGAUGCUUGGCAAGUCAAAACAGAAUGUAUAGAGUUACUCUUCAAAUAUGCGAUAAAGGAUUCUGGAAGCCGGCAGUUACACUCCCUAAAGGUUCACCGAAAGGUGAAAGUUGUCUCGACAUUUUACAAAAAGGUUCACGCCAUGGAAGUGGAGAAUAUUUGAUUGCUCCAAAAGGACAGAGCGCAUUUAAAGUUUACUGUGAUAUGGACUCAUUUGGAGGUGGCUGGACCAUGUGUUAUAAAACUGACAAUUUUGUUAAUUUAAAGAAUGAAUUGAAAAGUACUCCACGUCUUGGAUACAGAGCUGAUUGUAAUCAUAUUCCAUUUAAUAGUGUGAUGUUUGUUGAUGAAAAAUCCACUGCCAAAGCAGCGUUUACCAGAGACGUAUCAACGAAGAUAACCAUUAACGACAGUUAUGACAAAAACGCAAAUGCGUUUGGACUUUGGACUGCUAAAGGUGUCGCUUCAUCGUCAUACAAAUAUCAAUUACUGGUUUGUAAUACAUCAUUUUACAAAGGUUUAAUGGUCUCUGGCUACACAGGCUCCUGUUAUAAGAGGUGCGACCAUUGGUGUGGCGACACCGUAUCGCCAUAUUUCCGUUCUGCAAGCUCAUCAAAAAUUGCAGGAGUAGCAUUUAAUGAAAAUGGUCAUAAACCAGUUGCAAAACGUUUGAUCAGUGUCGCAAUUCGUUGAAACUGUAUGACCAGUAACGUAUUAUUACAUAUAAUUCAUCACCAUUUAGAUAAUUGUAGUUGUUUAUGUUUUCUUACAGUCUUAAUAAAGAAAUUAAAGAGAUUUUUUAAUGCAAAACCUGGCACGGAAAUUUCAUCACAUUGCCAUUCAGGCUGACAGGCGCAUCUUUAUGAUGCUACUCAUAGGAAGCACGUCUCCCUAUUUUGCUAGUAUCAAAUAACAUAUAAUAGAAUAUGUUGUUACAUAUCUAACAUAAGAAAAUGAUAUUAAAAAUUUCAAUUUCUGAAA